AUGGCAACACUGGUGCCGGCGCCGGCGGCCGACCAGAUCGGGGCGAUCAGGGAGGCUCGGUGCCUGCGUUUGAAUUCGUUGUUGGGCCAGUCUGGGCCGAAAUCAGCGCAGGGGUAUAUAAGGAGAGGGGAUGGACGUGCAGAAGAGGGCCGCCGCUAUUGUCACGCUGUGCCAUCCAAACAACAGGUGGACGCCAUGUCCUUCUGCAACUGUUACCAGCAGUGCCACGACGGGUGCAGGCACAGCGUCCCUUGGUGCCUUUGCAACGUCGACUGCGCCGGCAACUAUGACGGCGUUGACAAGAAGGACGCCCUUGCCGCAUGCAUCAUGGUCUGCAGCACGGACUCCAUCUGUGACCCGUCGGUGGCACCAACCUAUACACAUGGUGUUGUGGAUUGUAUAGCUGAGUGCAACAAGAGGUGGGGCAACAAUUAA
Molecule: messenger RNA, 435 nt
Organism: Aegilops tauschii subsp. strangulata
Lineage: Eukaryota; Viridiplantae; Streptophyta; Magnoliopsida; Poales; Poaceae
Source: RefSeq, a predicted model, not a curated record